Ilex paraguariensis (yerba mate) is the source of this 840-nucleotide messenger RNA. NCBI's taxonomy places the organism in Eukaryota, Viridiplantae, Streptophyta, Magnoliopsida, Aquifoliales, Aquifoliaceae. The record is from the annotation of a GenBank genome assembly.
AUGUUGACUUUUGGUGUUCGAACUGGACUGGAUCUGGCCCUCUUCUGCUCAGGUAUGCCGUUUCUCCCUCGUGCUUUCCAUGCCUGGAUGAGUUAUGGGCUGAUGGGUGCUGGCAGUGGCAAAGUUUGGGGGUGCAGGUUUUCUCCGCUGAAUCCUUUGGUUUGUAUGAUGAGACUGAUCAAAAUUUUUAAAAAACACUCUGUAAGUCAGAACUUGUUAAGAGGUGUUCCACUGGUGGUAAUUUGGAGAUUAUGGAGGGAGCGAUGCAGAAGGGUCUAUGAAGAUAGCUCACUCUCGGCCUAUGCUGUGUUUCUAGAUAUCUGCUCCACUCUGCGUCUUCAGGCUUAUGGCGUUAGACCUAAAGAUAAGGAAGGCAUGAUUGGUAUGGAAUUCUUGAGGGCAUUAAAGCUGAUUUUCUUUCCAACUGGUUCUCUCUGUGAUGUGGUGCUUUCAGUUUGGAGGACUCUGCUGGUUUCCCUUGUUCCUGCUGGUUUUUCAGGCAACAUCUGUUUCUUUAAUGCUGUUGUGGGGGUUCUCAUGUUGCUUUUCUGCUGCUUGUUGUCUGGAUGCACUGUUCAUGUGAACUGCUUCGCGAUUGCUGCAGAUUGUCUCUUCCAGCUGAUCUCAGUUGAUGUUGGUAUUUCACGGUUCUGUUCAGCAGCAUUUCUUCUCUGUCCAAGUCCACUGCUCACCGGGAUCCCAGCUGCUUUCUCUUAUGGUGUUACUGCUGCCUUUUCUGAUGAAUUUCAGCUGCCUCUGCUCUCACCCUUUGCAGCUGCUUUUCAUGCGUCUGUUCACCUGAUUACAGCUGGAAUUUCAGCUGCUGUUCAACUGGAUUAA